CUUAAGCCUCUUUAUAUUGAGGAGUGCCCUUGGAUGAAAAUCGACGGAUGAGAUCAGAAGAAGCACAACUUUCUGCAGUGCAGGCGAUUUAUUUCUCCACGCAUAUACUUUCCGUCAAGUUACCGUCUGGAUUCUGGAAGAAGAAAACACAACCCAAUCGCAUAUCAACUUUUGUUCCAUGAAAAAUUCAGAAUACUUAUCAAUAAAUUUCGAUCGGAACGUGUUAGAUUUUUAUAGAAAGCUGGAUCAGGGAACAACUCCGUAGAUCACACAGGGCAUCCAGCGCAUUAGGGAAAUGUUGCUGUGGUGGUGGUCAUCGAGUUAAAAUAUGGAGAAGAAAAGAGUGGAUGAGAGUGUGCAAGUACCAGCUUCAGGAAGAGUAGACAGAUUCGGGUUUGUAAAACAGGAACAUAACUCGCCUGAUGGGCCAUCUAGAAACAAGUCGGCUUUGGAGUAUCAGAGGGAACAGAAAAUACUUAGAAAAUGGAGGAAAAUGAUUGGUGUUGGAGGUAGUGAUUGGAAGCAUUAUGUAAGAAGGAGAGGACAUGUUGUUAAACGGCGUAUACGGAAAGGAAUUCCUGAUUGUUUGAGAGGUCUUGUCUGGCAAUUGAUUUCUGGAAGCCGGGACCUCUUGCUCAUGAACCCUGGUGUUUAUGAGCAACUGGUGAUAUAUGAGACAUCAGCUUCCGAGCUAGAUAUAAUACGGGAUAUUUCACGCACUUUUCCAUCACAUGUGUUCUACCAGCAACGACAUGGACCUGGUCAAAGAUCACUUUACAAUGUUUUAAAGGCCUACUCUGUAUAUGACAGGGAGGUUGGAUAUGUACAGGGAAUGGGAUAUUUAGCUGGUCUCUUGCUGCUUUACAUGAGUGAAGAAGAUGCAUUUUGGCUGGUGGUGGCAUUACUGAAAGGAGCAGUUCAUGCUCCAAUGGAAGGAUUAUAUUUGGAGGGAUUGCCACUGGUUCAACAAUAUUUGUUUCAGUUUGACCGUUUGAUGAGGGAGUACAUGCCCAAGUUAGGGGAGCACUUCACAGAAGAAAUGAUAAAUCCAAGCAUGUAUGGAAGCCAGUGGUUUAUUACUGUUUUCUCCUAUUCUUUCCCCUUUCAUCUGGCUCUUCGAAUUUGGGAUGUUUUUCUUUAUGAGGGUGUUAAGAUUGUUUUCAAAGUUGGCCUAGCUCUGCUCAAAUAUUGCCAUGAUGACUUGGUGAAAUUACCGUUUGAGAAGCUUAUACAUGCUCUUCGUAACUUCCCUGAUGAUGCAAUGAAUCCUGAUACAUUGCUUCCAAUGGCCUACUCAUUUAAGGUAUCCAAGCGUUUGGAGGAACUUAAACUGGAGUAUGAGAAGAUACAUGGGAAGGUAGCAGAAUCUAAGUCGAAGCAAAAACAGCUGCAGCUGGCUUGAGUAACAAAAACAGUGCAUACUGCAUACAUAUUAUUUUGUAAAUAUGCGUAUAUGAUCUUUCUGAGGAUCAUUAUCUACACCAAUUUUUUCUUUGUAACUAAGGCAUUAGAAUCUUGAAAUGUUGAUAGUGUCGUUUGAGACAUCAUUGCAUUUUGAGUGGUAUUUUUCAUGUUUGCAAGUGAAGCUUUCAGCUUAGAUGACAUUUUUCGUACUAAAUGGUGAAAAGAAGAUAAAACGUCAAGACUGUAUAUAUUUUAUUUGGGAUAAUGACUUAAAAGGGUAAUAUAUUAUUUGAUUUGUACACAUUUAGUCGCUGACUUUUUUUUUCGUCCACAUUUACACCUUCAACUUGUUAAACUGUACACAUUUAGUCCUUAUGACCGGCUAUUCCAGGUUAGCCGGUAAAAAUGACUUAAUAGGGUAAUAUAUUUCUCACUUUGUAUACGUUUAGUCCUUAAUACUUUUGUACACAUUUAGUCCUUAAUAUUUUUUUGUUGCAAAAUAAGUUAUUUUUGUUUUUUUACUCAUUCAGUACUUAUGAACGAUAAUAUGUUUGUUGUAUCGGGUAUUUUGUGGGAUACUCACUAAACUUUGUGCUUACCCAAUUGUUUAUGUUUUCAGGUUCUAUCGUUGAUCGUGGGAAGACGAAUGCAUGACUGUACACACUCAUCAAUAGUAUUGAGGAUUCCGCGUUUCUUAUAUUAUUCUGAUUUUCGAUAAAUAUAUUUUGGAAUAAACGUUUUUUUUUCUUAAUAAUGGAUUUAUAAUUAGGAACUUUUGCCUUAUUUAAAA
Messenger RNA from Lactuca virosa, 2194 nucleotides. The record is from the annotation of a GenBank genome assembly. NCBI's taxonomy places the organism in Eukaryota, Viridiplantae, Streptophyta, Magnoliopsida, Asterales, Asteraceae.